Drosophila sechellia is the source of this 627-nucleotide messenger RNA. RefSeq lists its product as uncharacterized. Lineage: Eukaryota; Metazoa; Arthropoda; Insecta; Diptera; Drosophilidae. The transcript is spliced from 2 exons. The record is from RefSeq and is a predicted model, not a curated record. Bases 1 to 627 code for a protein of 208 amino acids.
AUGCCGAAAGUAAAGUAUAGUGACUCUUGCUUGCAGCUGGAGUUCCACAAGGACGAUCAGCUACGUGUCCAGAAGAUGUGCGCCAAGCCAGCUACAGGGAAAGGAGAGAACUUCGUGGGUGUGAUGACUCGUAUCUAUGUGGACUUUCAGCAUGGAGAUGGAACCAAGCAAAAGCAGUCCUACAUCCUAAAGCAGGCAGUUUCUUCAGAUGCUCCACAGGCGAAAAUAUUCGCUGAGUACGAUGUAUACAACAGGGAACUGGAUAUGUACGACAUUGUGCUGCCCAAAAUGACCAAGAUUCUCCAAGAGGCUGCUUUCAACGAUAAGCUGAUGGCGGAAGCUAUAGUCGUUGAUCGGGAACGCACCGUCAUGAUCCUCGAGGAUCUGGCUCCUCUGCGCUACACGAAUGCAGACAGGGUGAAGCAACUGGACAUGGCACAUACUAAGCUCGUCCUGGAUAUGAUGGCAAAAUUUCACGCUGCAGCCAUUAUCCUGAAUCAACGGGAGCCGGAUCUCCUCAGCCGGAACUACUCAUCGCACUUCUUCUCAAGGGGCAAAAAAGGUUACGGGCAGGUGUUUGUUGGCCUGUUCAAGGCCAUCGUUACGUUAAGACCAAGCCGAAUCUAA